This is a messenger RNA of Balaenoptera ricei (Rice's whale), 3524 nucleotides long. RefSeq names its product protein phosphatase 1 regulatory subunit 13 like (gene PPP1R13L). The record is from RefSeq and is a predicted model, not a curated record. NCBI's taxonomy places the organism in Eukaryota, Metazoa, Chordata, Mammalia, Artiodactyla, Balaenopteridae. The transcript has 12 exons. Bases 311 to 2668 code for a protein of 785 amino acids. Gene Ontology annotation, biological process: regulation of transcription by RNA polymerase II; positive regulation of cell differentiation. Gene Ontology annotation, molecular function: transcription factor binding.
CAGGUCACCCUUGGCCUUUCGACCUCGCCCUUCCUGUCUGUGAAAUGGACUUUGGGUCAAUCCAAAUGGGAACAUACCCGUCUACGUCCUGCCCCUACGGGACUACAAGUCCCAAGGUGCUCGAGGCGACCCCGGCUCCCCCUCCCCUCCGGGACCCGCCUCCCUCCGGUACGAGUCACGUCGUCUAACCUGUUCCCGGCGCCUGCCCCGCCCCGUCCUCCGCUCCCCGCAGCCGGAGCCGGAGCCGGAGGAGGACCCCCGGUGCCAAGAUCUGCUCCGGAUCCGCGCCCCGCUGCGGCCAGCCGGCACCAUGGACAGCGAGGCGUUCCAGAGCUCGCAGAACCUUCUGGACCUGAACUUACAGUCUCUAGCCAUGAAGCACAUGGACCUGAAGCAGGUGGAGCUGGACACGGCGGCGGCCAAGGUGGACGAACUGACCAAGCAGUUGGAGUCGCUGUGGUCAGACUCGCCGGCGGCGCCUCUUGGCUCGCAGGCCAGAGCGCCGGCUAGGCUGUCCCGGUACAGCCUCAGCCCUGUCCCCGAGCCCUUGGGCAGCCGCGGGUCCCCCUGGAAGGCAACCACCGACGACGCAGACACCUCGUUCAGACGCUCCGAGAGCGCCCCGGCUCAGCUCCCCUACAGCUCGCUGUCCCCUAAGGGCCGGCCGUCGUCACCGCGCACCCAGCUCUACCUGCAGCCGGAUGCCUACGGCAGCCCGGACCGCGCGCCCUCGCCCCGGCCCCGCGCCUUCGAUGGAGCAGGCAGCCCCCUCGGCCGUGCGCCUUCCCCUCGCCCCGGCCCGCUCCGACAGCAGGGUCCCCCCACGCCCUUUGACUUCUUGGGCCGUGUCCGCUCUCCCCGUGUCAGCCCCCUGGCCGAAGGGCCCCAGGCCUUCUUUCCCGAGCGCGGGCCCUCGCCUCGAGCCCCGACCGCAGCCUACGAUGCGCCGACUGCCUUUGGGAGCCCCCUGCUGGGCCCUGGCGUCAGCGCCUUCGCCCCACCUCUGCGCGCGCAAGAAGACCUAACGCUUCGGCGGCGGUCCCCCAAAGCCUGGAACGAGUCUGACCUGGACGUGGCGUACGAGAAGAAGUCCUCGCAGACAGCGAGCUAUGAACGACCCGAUGUCUUCGCGCGGCCUGCUUCACCAGGCCUGCAGCUGUUACCCUGGAGAGAGAGCAGCCUGGAUGGGCUGGGGGCCACCAGGAAGGACAACUUAACCAGCGCCACUCUGCCCCGCAAUUACAAGGUCUUCCCUCUGGCCAACGACAGGCGUUCUGAUGUGGACAGCUACCGCCGAUCGCUGGGCUCCGCGGGGUCAUCAGGCACUUUGCCCCGAAGCUGGCAGCCUGUCAGCCGCAUCCCCAUGCCUCCUUCCAGCCCCCAGCCCCGAAGUGCCCCCCGCCAGCGCCCCAUCCCCCUCAGCAUGAUAUUCAAGCUGCAGAAUGCCUUUUGGGAGCACGGAGCCAGCAGGGCCAUGCUCCCUGGCUCCCCUAUCUUCUCUCGAGCUCCCCCGCCUAAGCUGCUUCUCCAGCCCCAGCUGCCUCCACAGUCCCAGCCACAACUACAGCUUCAAGCCCUUGCCCCAGUCCCCCAACCCCCUCAAGAGACUUGGUCCCCUGUGAGUGAAGGCCUCCCCAAACCUCCCACUGAGCUGGAGCCUGAGCUGGAGCUGGAGGGGCUGCUGACAUCAGGGCUGGAGGCUGGUGAUGCAGAUGAAGACGCUGUAACUCGGCCCCUUAGUCCCACACGGCUGCAGCCAGCGCUGCCACCCGAGGCACAGUCAGUGCCCGAGCUGGAGGAGGUGGCACGGGUGCUGGCAGAAAUUCCACGGCCCCUCAAACGCAGGGGCUCCAUGGAGCAGAGCCCUAUUGUAGCCCUGCCCCCCACCCACAAGAAGCAGUACCAGCAGAUCAUCAACCGCCUCUUCCAUCGUCACAGUGGGCCUGGGGGGCCUGAGCCUGAGCUGUGUCCCAUCGCUGAGGGACCUGAGGCCAGGGCAGGGCCCCCUGCUCCAGCCCCACCAGCUCCCAUACCACCCCUAGCCCUUCUCCAGAGCAGCCCACCAGAGCAGCCACAGAGCAUGGAGAUGCGCUCUGUGCUGCGGAAGGCCGGCUCCCCGCGCAAGGUCCGUCGCGCGCGCCUCAGCCCGCUCGUGCUGCUGCUGGACGCCGCGCUGACCGGGGAGCUAGACGUGGUGCAGCAGGCGGUGAAGGAGAUGAACGACCCGAGCCAGCCCAACGAGGAGGGCAUCACCGCCCUGCAUAACGCCAUCUGCGGCGCCAACUACCCCAUCGUGGACUUCCUCAUCGCGGCGGGUGCCAACGUCAACUCCCCCGACAGCCAUGGCUGGACACCGUUGCACUGCGCGGCGUCGUGCAACGACACGGCCAUCUGCAUGGCGCUGGUGCAGCACGGUGCGGCAAUCUUCGCCACCACGCUCAGUGACGGCGCCACCGCCAUCGAGAAGUGCGACCCCUACCGCGAGGGUUACACCGACUGUGCCACUUACCUGGCAGCUUCUAGAGCUGCAUUCUUGACAUUCCUCGGCUCUGCCCUCUUCCUCCAACUUCAAAGCCCACAGCAUGGCAUCCGGCUUCAGUGUAGCAGUGCCUCUGUUUCUGUCCUGCUGUCAAAUCUCCCUCUUAUGAGGACACGUGAUUACAUUUAGGACGCACCUGGAUAUCUCUCAAGAUCCUUAACCAUCACACCUGCAAAUUCCCUCUUGCCAUAUGCGGAAGGAAAAUAAAAAUGGAGUCAGUAUCGCUAAGAGAACUCUCUAAAGUGGAGCUGAGAGGCCAUCGACGAAGUGUGACUUACGCACAUCCCAGCCUGGAUGGAAUCUGACCUUUUGAUCACUUACUGUCUUAACAUAGGCAUCAAGAACAUCUGCCAAGGGACUUCCCUGGUGGCACAGUGGUUAAGAAUCCGCCUGCCAACGCAGGGGACACGGGUUCGAGCCCUGGUCCGGGAAGAUCAAGCAACUAAGCCCGUGUGCCACAACUACUGAGCCUGCGCUCUAGAGCCCGCAAGCCACAACUACUGAAGCCUGCACGCCUAGAGCCCGUGCUCCGCAACACGAGACGCCACCGCAAUGGGAAGCUCGUGCACCUGCUCGCUGCAACUAGAGAAAGCCUGCAUGCGGCAACGGAGACCUAACGCAGCCAAAAAUAAAUAAAUAAAUAAAUAAAUUUAUAAAAUUAAAAAAAAAAAGAACAUCUGCCAAAAAUGCAAGAUACUUAUCGGACCCUAACCCUAAAAUAACUCAUGACAGCCUAUCUACUUGUGGGACCCUUACCCUAAAAUAACUCUUGAUUCCUUAAGGACAAGUAUUCCCUGGCUUGUGUCAGAGCCAAUCACGAUUCUCACCAAACAACUUUAACAACCUUGUGGCUUUUGUUUUAUAAGCCCCUGAUGCUUUCUCUUCCUCAGAACACUCCUUCAGUUUUACCCAAAUCUGUGUCUCCUGAAUUGCAAUUCUUUUUUUUUCUUUUUUAAUUUUUAUCAGAGUAUAGUUGAUUUACAAU